GACGAAGACGACGACGACGACGACGAAGAAGAAGAAGACGAAGAAGAAGAAGACGAAGAAGAAGAAGAAGAAGAAGAAGAAGACGACGACGACGCAGCAGCAGCAGCAGCAGCAGCAGCAGCACAAGCUGCGAUUUCCAGCGGACUUACUACAAACAAGUUGAGUAUUUCCAAAGAAAUACAGCAACAACUUAUGAUGCGAAGACUCCGAGCAACUAGCAAAGUUGUGAAGUAUGGAGAUAUGGAGUCCGAUCUGUCCUUUUCCCAGACGAUGAGUAGUGAUGAGGACAGUGAGGAAUGGAGGCCUACGGAGCUUAAAUCAAAAGGGCCAAGCAAAAUUGUCAGCACCCCUGCAGCAGGGGAUAGAAAAGCAACGGCCAAAAGAACUUCCAAACCGAAGCAGCCAAAAGCGCUGAAGACACCAAAAGCUCCCAAAGUACCCAAAGAUCCCAAGUCAAGGGUACUACUGAAACAUGAUGCGGAACGCAAAAAGAAGGCGCUUUCAGCUCGCAAGGAUUCUGGUGAGUCUUGGUUGGCUGGAACAAAGAGGGAACGUGAUGGAAGAAAGGAUGAUAAGGCUGGAGAACACAAAGAAGAAAAAGAAACAGACUGUCCAAAGGGAGGGAGAGCUGAAGAAAGUGGGCCAAGCAUCAGAAUGAAGGAGGAGAGGGUUUCAUUUAUUGUGUCAGAAGCCCAUGAGGCAGACAGAUGGGCAGAUGAAGGGUCAUCACUAGCUGGACUUAGACCAAAGAAAGAGGAAAUAGAAGAGGAGGAUUUCAUGUUUGAAGAGCCCUAUUUAAAGAAACAGAAGACCAGUGGUACCUGCCAGGGACAACCAACUGCUUUACCACCAUCAGAAGCACAAGCUCUUAGGAAUGAGCUUAACAUGACCUGGGACUUGACUGAGCUGUUGUCCACCUUGACAUGUGUGGAGAUGUGGGUCUGUGUAAAUAUCAUUGUACUUCUUCGUGAGGAGAACACAGUGCCAUUCAUGGUGCGCUACCGCAAAGAGAUGAUCAACCACAUGGAUGCUGAUGCUGUCCGGGAUGUCCAACUAACAUAUGAGGAAUUAUGCAAUCUGGCUAAGAAGACCCAGUCUGUUAUUCAGACCUUGAAAAAGGACGGAGUUCUGACCGUUGAGUUGGAACAAAACCUGAGGAGCUGUCGAUCGGCAGAUGAACUGGAUCAUGUGUAUUCUCCCUAUAAAAAAGGCAGUAAGCUGACAAAAGCUCGCAGAGCCAAAGCGCUUGGCCUUGAGGUGGCUGCCUCUGCUCUGUUGGACACACCACACACUCUGGAUUUAAUGGCAUGGGUAAAACCUGAUACUAAAGGUCUGUCAUCAUUUGAAGAAGUGGCUACAGGUGUGGAGCAUAUCUUGGCUGAUAUGAUAGCCAAAGACCCUGAGACACUCACCUACGUAAAAUCAUUGUGUGAGAACAGUUUUUUGACCAUCCGGUCCUCAGUAUCUAAGUCGGUGCUUAAGGAAAAAGAGCAUGAGAAGACUGUCCAGAGUCAAAGAAAACAAGGGGCCCAGCAAAACAAACACAUGGACAAGGACAAGUUCCACCUCUACUUUGACUUUACCUGCAACAUUCAACGCAUCCAGCCCCAUCAGACCCUGGCAAUUAACCGAGGGGAGAGUCUGAAGAUUUUGACAGUGAAGGUGAACAUUUGCGACAGGGUGAAGAGUGACUUCAUUAGGUGGUGCAUCAACAACAGGUGGAGGCCAAAGACAUUUCCAAGAGAAGAGCUCAAUGUAAUCAUCAGGAAUGCAGUAGAGGACUCUUAUAAAAGGCUUAUUCUGCCUUUCCUCACCAGAAGUUACAGGACUAAACUUACAUUUGCAGCAGAGAAGGAAUCAAUUGCCAUGUUUGUCCGGAACCUCCGCCAGCGCCUGUUGAUGUGUCCAGUCAGGGGUUGCAUCAUCAUGGGGGUGGACCCUGGCUUCAGACAUGGAUGUAAGCUGGCAAUCCUCUCCCCCACUAGCCAGAUACUCCAUACUGAUGUUGUGUACCUGCAUAAUUCAAGCCAGCCAAAAGAAGCAGAAAAACUACGCCACCUUAUGAUCAAAUACUGCUGUACCAGGGUUGUCAUUGGCAACGGGACAGCAUGUCGUGAGACUGAGUCCUUCUUCACUGAUCUCAUCUUCAGGCGCUACUUUCAUCCCCUGGAGGUGUCUUACUGUAUAACCAAUGAGGCAGGAGCAUCGAUCUACAGUGUGAGUCCUGAGGCAGUCAAAGAGAUGCCAGACUUGGACCCCAACCUUAGGAGUGCAGUGUCCAUUGGAAGACGUGUCCAAGAUCCACUAGCUGAGCUUGUGAAGAUUGAUCCUAAACACAUAGGCAUCGGAACAUACCAGCAUGAUGUGUCAGCCGGAGCUCUGAAGGCAGCGCUGGACGGAGUGGUGCAGGAGUGUGUGAGCUUUGUGGGAGUGGACAUCAACAUCUGCUCCGAGACGCUGAUGAGACAUGUAGCAGGCCUGAAUGUGGGCCGGGCACAGAAUAUAGCCAAGUGGAGAGAGCAGAAUGGUCCCUUCAUCAACAGGGAGCAGCUCAAACUGGUCAAAGGCAUGGGGCCCAAGACCUACCAGCAGUGUGCUGGCUUUAUUAGAAUCAAUCCACAAACCCUACACAGUGCAAAAUCCUCACCUCAUCCUGUUGCAGCAGUGCCAGAGAAACCUGCCGCUAAGAAGGGCAAAGGAAAGACUUGUGUCAAUAAACCAACCUCAUUUAACCCUUUAGACCAGACCUGUAUACACCCUGAGUCCUACCAUGUGGCACAGAGAUUCAUGUCCCUUGUGGGUGGGAGUGUAGACCAGAUUGGAAAUUCAGGCCUGCAACAGUGUGUGGAGAGCAAGGUUAGGACCAGCAGUGUCGAGGAACUGGCCGGGACAGUGGACACCACACCUGAGACCCUCAAACUCAUCAUAGAUGGCCUCACGCAGCCCCCUGGGUUUGACAUACGACAAAAUUUUGGGCACGCAGACUUUAAGCGGGGCAUUGUAUCGAUGAGUGAUCUGCGGGUGGGUACCGUGCUGACGGGCCGUGUGGACAACGCUGCUUUGUUUGGGGCUUUUGUAGAUAUCGGCGUGGGACGAUCAGGCCUCAUCCACAAGAGCAACAUAACGCUGGACAAGCUGCCUGUCAGCCAACGCAACCGAAGCCUGGCUCUGGGACCAGGAGAACGGGUGGAGGUCCGGGUCCUGAAUGUUGACCCUCAGAGGGGACGGAUUGGCCUGGACCUGAUCAGGGUUCUAGAAUAAAGUCACUAAUCAACAUUAUUAUUAUUCUUUAAUUGGAUUUGAUGCAUGACAGGAAAUUGCACACAAAGCUUCAAAGUUGCAGAUUACUUCAUAAUGUUUACAGUGACUACAGUUAUUUGUGAGGGCUUGUAAUUUUUAUUCUGCAAUUCUGGCAUUUUUCAUACAAAACGGUUCAAUUAAUGCCAAUUUAGUUUUUCUUCCAGACAACAGAAAAUAUGUAAAAAGAUUGAUGGGGAUGGGGUGGUGUUCUAUCUUCCAGACUGCGCAAAAGCCUGAAGGCUUUUUAGGCAUUGUCCCAGACACAAUUAGCCCAGGAGAGACACAAACACACUCUAAUCAGCUGCUUCAUAAUUAAUCCCAGCCUCCCUUUCCACAUUAUCCAAUGUUUGUGUUCAUGAAACUGGAAUAAAUAAUAAAAGAAAAAACCCGCAUAAAAUAUGGUUCCGCGAAGGCCUGCGGUCCCCUGUGUUGAACCUUAUACUGAAUGUAGAAUACAUAAUCAUGGUUAGUGCUGCUGCCUUAAUAUCUACCCUUGGGGAAGCAAAUGGAAUAUAUUCACUUAACUGAGAUUUUUUCAACCAAGAUUAAUCAAAAGUGGCAGUUUGCAAUUUUGUUGUCUUUCUUUUAGUUUGGUGAUCUCAUGCGUUGUAGCUUGGCCCAGUCUCUUGAUUUUAAUGUUUCCAGCGUUUUUUUUUUUCUUGGGGAACAUAUUUGUGCAAGUAAACACAGUUUCUUUCAGCAUCAUUCCUGCUUUUCCACCUUAUUUUUUCCUCCCUCUACUAACCGUGAGUGCACAGAUGGCAGAGGUAAUCUGGCAGCCAGCUACUGCUGCCCCUCAGAGUUUGUGACUGCAGGAGUAGUGUAGUUCUCUGUUAUCCUUUGAUGCACUGUUUCUGAACUGUUGUGUUAUGGAUUGAGAUCAGGUGCACCUUGAGGUUUUGGUGAAAUGUGAAGGUAAAUUGAUGGUAAGCAAGCUACUGAAUGAAUGUCACAGUCUCACAUGAAACAUCUGGCCAUUUGUUAUUCUAUAAGUCCUAGGCUGUUAAAAGUCAAGUUAACAGAAAAAUAUCACAGGUCACAAAGGGCUCCCUCUUCAUCUUAGGUUCAAGCUUUAGCUUUGGAGACGCAGGUGGACACAGUCAUCUUAAAUUUUACCACACAGUAGCAAAGGGAAUGUCUGUCACGGCUAGUAAAUUUGUCCUGCUAAGCGAACAUUGAGUGUAAAGUAUCUGUCUCUGUUGAUCUCUGAUUUGUCAGACCGCCUGACCAAAAAAAACAAUAAAAGUCUAAAGCACUGAAAACGAA
Messenger RNA from Scophthalmus maximus (turbot), 4566 nucleotides. RefSeq names its product S1 RNA binding domain 1 (gene srbd1). Gene Ontology annotation, biological process: translation; nucleobase-containing compound metabolic process. NCBI's taxonomy places the organism in Eukaryota, Metazoa, Chordata, Actinopteri, Pleuronectiformes, Scophthalmidae. The transcript has 21 exons. The coding region runs from base 193 to 3261 and encodes 1022 amino acids. Gene Ontology annotation, molecular function: mRNA binding; structural constituent of ribosome. The record is from RefSeq and is a predicted model, not a curated record.